AUGUCUCUUCUUUCUUCUUACAAUCCCAAAACACAUAUGGUUCUGUUUCCUUUCAUGUCCAAAGGCCAUACUAUCCCCCUUCUUCACCUUGGUCGCCUCCUCCUCGACCGCGGCAGCUCGAUAACCCUCUGCACCACCCCGGAAUCUCUUUCCGGCGAUGAUAUUACCAUCAUAGACCUUCCAUUUCCAGGGAACAUUCCCGAUCAGUUCCUCCAUUGGAUGGUGGAAUCUGCCAUGAAAUUUGGCAUUCAACUGCUGGGAUUCAAUGGUAUGAGCAACUACGUGAAUGCAAUUAACAGAGAUGCAGACAUCAAUGGGCUACUGUUACUACACGAGUCCGCCGACGAACCCUUCACUNGCUACUGUUACUACACGAGGCCGCCGACGAAUCCUUCACUCUCAUCAGCUUUCCAUGGAUUAAGCUCACCAGAAAAACUAGUUCUGUAUGUUGCAUUCGGGUCCCAAGCAGAAAUAUCAUCAACACAGUUGACAGAAAUCGCUCGUGGCCUGGAAGAAUCGAAAGUGAACUUCUUGUUGGUAGUGAGAAAGAAUGGAAUUGAAUUAGGUGACGAAUUUGAAGACAGGAUAAAGGAAAGUGGAAUCGUAGUAAAUGAAUGGGUUAAAUGA
Molecule: messenger RNA, 627 nt
Organism: Fraxinus pennsylvanica
Lineage: Eukaryota; Viridiplantae; Streptophyta; Magnoliopsida; Lamiales; Oleaceae
Source: the annotation of a GenBank genome assembly